This is a messenger RNA of Branchiostoma belcheri (Belcher's lancelet), 4753 nucleotides long. RefSeq names its product membralin-like. The coding region runs from base 331 to 2418 and encodes 695 amino acids. NCBI's taxonomy places the organism in Eukaryota, Metazoa, Chordata, Leptocardii, Amphioxiformes, Branchiostomatidae. The record is from RefSeq and is a predicted model, not a curated record. Gene Ontology annotation, cellular component: endoplasmic reticulum. Gene Ontology annotation, biological process: positive regulation of ERAD pathway; response to endoplasmic reticulum stress. The transcript is spliced from 12 exons.
UACGUCACCAAAAUGGCUGCCGAUGGUGGAACGUAGCGAGAGAAAAGUGGGCUAGGACGUUUCUCUCAAUUUUUGUCUUGUUUUGGACCUUUCAAACCACGUGGCUGCCCUAGUGCCCCGUAAACAUGGACUCGGGCACAUAGCAGAGGAAACGGGCCCGCUUUGGAGGGGUUUUGAUGCAACCAAAAUCCGGAAUCAACGCGAGAUUUUGCCGAUCGAUCUGCGAGGGCCAGCCUUGUUUUGCCUAAAAAAUUCUAGAAAGCAGAGAGACAACUGGAACAACAACGACGGAAGAAGUCAGAUUAAAGGCGAUAACAAAGGUAUGUCAGGAUGAACCAGGAGCGGAACAUCAACAACAACCAGAACCACCUGGGGAACGUGCGAGACCGGCUGUUCCAUGCCCUGUUCUUCAAGGUCGCGAUUACCUACGCUCGAGCCUUCCCCAAACCUGUCAGGAGGGUCUUUGAGUUCCUCGUGCUGCUGAAGGCCCUGGUGGUCCUGUUCAUCCUGGUGUACAUACACAUCGCAUUCUCCCGGACCCCGAUCACGUGUCUGGACCAUGUGCAGAAGGAAUGGCCGCGGGACGGGAUCCUGCGGGUCGAGAUCCAGCGUAACUCCACCCGACCCCCGCUGUUCCUGUAUGACUAUGAGUCAGAGUCAGGGAUACCCGGGAUGGAGGUGCCCUUCCCUAAUGCCACCAUACAGGGCCUGAAUGAGAAUUUUGAGAACCUGUCCAUGAGUGCAGUAGAGUUCCUGCGGGGAGACGACAGUCCCGUGCCACAGAAGGGACUACAGAAGGUCCGCGAAACUGUCUCCGAGUUCGACAUGUUCAAGGAAGCAGUAUGGCCUAGUGACGAGUAUAUCGUGGAAUACUCCCUGGAGUACGGAUUCCUCCGGCUGUCUCCUCAGACCAGACAGAGACUCAACAUCCCCAUCAUGGUCGUCACACUGGACCCGACGAAGGACGAGUGUUUUGGCGACUCGUUCAGCCGGUUCCUGCUGGAGGAGUUCCUGGGCUAUGACGACAUCCUGAUGUCCAGCAUCAAGGGGCUGGCUGAGCACGAGGACAACAAAGGGCUUUAUUUCUUCCAUGCAGGUUACCUGCGGAACGUAGUGUCAGGGGAACACUACCGCUUUGUCAGCAUGUGGAUGGCUCGCACAUCCUACAUCGCCGCUGCUUUCGUCAUGUUCAUGUUUACCAUUUCUGUGUCCAUGCUGCUGAGAUAUUCCCAUCAUCAAAUCUUUGUCUUCAUCGUGGACCUGCUGCAGAUGCUGGAGAUGAACGUGACCAUCGCCUUCCCAGCAGCCCCUCUGCUCACCGUCAUCCUGGCUCUCGUCGGAAUGGAAGCGAUCAUGUCUGAGUUCUUUAACGACACGACAACAGCGUUCUACAUCAUCCUGAUGGUGUGGGUGGCAGAUCAGUACGAUGCCAUCUGCUGUCACACCAACAUCAGCAAACGCCACUGGCUCAGGUUCUUCUACCUGUACCAUUUUGCCUUCUAUGCGUACCAUUAUCGCUUCAACGGUCAGUACAGCGGCCUGGCACUGGUCACAUCAUGGCUCUUCAUCCAGCAUUCGAUGAUCUACUUCUUCCACCACUACGAGCUGCCUGUGAUCCUGCAGCAGGCUCGGAUCCACACCAUGCUGCUCAACAACCACAACGCCAUCAACGUCAACAACCCCGUCAACAUAAACAACAACAACACCGGCGGCCACAACAACCCCAACAACGCCACCGCCGCCUCGCAGCCCAACAACAACCAGCAACCAACACCCGGAGCGCCCAACGGCCAGCCCGGGGGCGUCGGCAUGGCAACGGACAGCAACAUCUCGGGCGGGGAGGACGAGGAGGAGUGGGAGGACAUCGAUGGUAGCCAUGGCAACGACACCAGCAACAUCACGGAGGUUCUGGACACGCUGGUGGAGAUGGACCUUCUGUCGGAGGACGACCUCCCGCCGCGCGUUCCGCGCAGGGUCGCACCCGCCGUUCCCACGGAUACAGACAACAGAGAAGGAGGAGGGGAGAACGUUGCCAUGGAAACAGUUGCUACGGGAACGGUUUCCACGGAGACGGUUGUUGCAGCAGCGAGCGACGAAGGCAAUAGCAAUGCUGGGGUGGAAACGGACACCGAAAAAGGACCGAUAGCGUCCGCGAGUGACUCUGGGGCGGGCAGAAAAGGUGGUGUGGACGCCCCAAGCACAGAAGUGCAGUCUUCCUGCCAGGACUCAAACAAACAGAGAAGUGAAAAUGCAAGCCCGAGAUCGGGCCGCGUUAAAGGACUGGAUGAUUCCGCGAGCGGCAGCGCGGUGGAGAAAGUCAGUCCCAGAAUAGCGGGGGCAUCCGGCGUGAGCGAUUCUAUAGCGUUCUUUGCGAGUGGGGAGGGGGGUGAUUCAAGUCAUAACAAUGGGACAGACUAAGGCAAGUGCCAUGCAGGCAGGGGGAGGUUGGUUGCGUUGGCAAGGCUCAAAAUUCUUGGUCUCUUUUUCCUGAAACACUGCAAGUUGUCGGGAUUUUAGCCUGCGAUUCGGGAGAAUUUUCUGCAAGUACUCAAGCUGCUGGCCCUGCCUUAAGUACAGCGUUUUCAGACAGAUGAAGCCUUUACUAUCUUCCUGCAUAAUAGCUACAUACUAGCAACCCAGGCUUCUGUAUGCUCCAGCAUAGCAAGAUUAUUGUGCAUAAUCAGGACUGCAAAAUAGCAAAAGUUGUUCACAUUUCUACCUGCAAUAUGAAAAUUGUUUUCCACAAAUUUCAGGUUACGGGUUGGAACUUGGAGCCCUGGUUAGUGAUGACAAUUUGGCCAUACCAUUUUGACUUUCAGGUUCUCAGAAUUGGGAUUGACUGUUCAAAAGCUUACUUUUUCUGCCUCCCCCCCCACACACACACAGACACUCCCACACAAAUCCUGAUAUCUAGUUGCAUGUUGCUUCAGCUAAGGUGCUAAUUUGUUUACAGUUUUCUUUUUUCUUCUUUUACAAAAUGUCCCCAACCAUAUAGUGACUUUCACUAACUCAACUAACCUCCUUGGUCCUGAAUAUUGUCUGCAUUAGAUAGGCUAGGAGACACUGUAGCUUUUGGUCUUUGAGGGUUAUGGUAUAAAAUAUUUCUACUCUGUGCUUUAAGGAAAAAGGUCAUUUGAUGCCAUUGACCUUUGACAUGACCCCUGCACCAGCAAGCUGUGGAACAAGAAGGUCUGUGACCUUUCACCUUUGUUUUAGAACUAAUAAGGUCAAACUAUUUUGAUGACCUUGAGGCCACAGCUGUGUAUGUAUAUUAAGUGCAAGACAAUAUAAAAUUUAUUCAGAAACCUGUCAAUGAUUUCAGUCAGGUCUUGUACAUGUAGUAGAAUAUACAGGAAAAAAAAUUCAAUUGGGGUGUCGCCAAAAAGGGGUGAUGGGAGAAACUGGUGGAAAGAAUUGUGGGGCUUGUUUUGGGACAAACUUGGGGAAUCUAAAGGAACAAGAAGUGGUCUACUGUCCAGAGGCUUGCAAAACUGGUAGCUUUUUUAGAGUGACGCCAUGUACAUGUAUGUCAGUCCUGUACAUUCACAAUGUAACUUGUGUACAGAAAUGUGUAGGAUAUCUUGUUUGGCCGCACCAAUUUUGUUUCUUGGUUCUUAGAUUAAGAAAAUAGUGAAGAACUUAAAGAUUAACAUGAACUGGAGUCUUAGGGGGAAAUCCUUUAUCUCGGUACACACAGCUUCAGGGAGUGGAUAUAGUCAGAUUCAAGUUUUCCUACUAGCCUUGAGUUCUCAUCUUGACCUAUAUUGGUGAUGAAUUUUUACUUUUAACUUUUGAAAGAGCCAAGGAAGAAAAUUGAUGUGGCCUUGUUUUAAGGCCUGUGAAUCAAUAACAACUGUAAGUAAAAUGUUGUAAUAUCUGCCUUUCAAAGAGUCUAAUCCAGAAAACUUCGAUGUACACUUUGGAACAUGACUUAGAGUUGAGCAAAAUUAUUUUUUAGUUCUGGCUUAUCUGGAGAAAUGACCACCUAUAAACAGAAUACACUUACAGUCAGAACUGCUCAAGAAGACCACUCAGUGUACUAAUAAUAUAUUGACAGGUGGUUACUAUAGAUUAUGUGGGAUUCUUAAUGCUUGUGUCAAUGGGGAAAAAUUUACCUGUAUCUAUCAAACAGUGACUACCAAAAGGUGGUCACAUUGGCCAGGUGGUCCUAAUGCAGAGGUGGUCACUUGUACAUGUUUUACUAUAGUUAUAAACAUAUAGGCAGUGAUUCUCAUUGCUGCUUCACAAACUGUAGUGAGGGUUUGGUAAGUUGGAUAAUCGGAAACAACAUUUUUAAGGCCUUUUUUUUAAAGAACAAGGUACUACUUGCUAACAUUACAGAACGGGUCCACAUUACGUAUAGUUAGAAACAUGGGGAAUGCUUUAUAUACACAGCCAUAGUAGUAACUAAUGUGUUACAGACAUGCCAUAACCACACUCCCAGUACACACAAUCCUCUUAUGGUAAAAACACAGUAUUUUGUAAACAAGAAACAAUUUCUAUCAAGAAAGGCACAGAGUUAGGUUUAAGUAGUGAUUGUGUCUUUGAUAGAAAUACGUCGGGCCAAAUGCCAAUUAACAUUGGAAAGUCGCUAAAUCUUGUGUUCGAUAUGUAAAAUAAAGUUACACUGGUACCUCUGGGAGUGACUUCCAGAUGUGCUGAAAAUAUGCAGAAAAAUGUUAAAAUUAUGUAAAUCUUGUAUAAGUUGUGACAUGUUAUGUAUUUCUGGCCUUUGAAUAAUGGAGUAAAGAUA